Ylistrum balloti is the source of this 420-nucleotide messenger RNA. RefSeq lists its product as uncharacterized. Gene Ontology annotation, molecular function: nucleic acid binding. Bases 1 to 420 code for a protein of 139 amino acids. Lineage: Eukaryota; Metazoa; Mollusca; Bivalvia; Pectinida; Pectinidae. The record is from RefSeq and is a predicted model, not a curated record. Gene Ontology annotation, biological process: DNA integration. The transcript has a single exon.
AUGACUGAUAACGGUCCUCCAUUUGGAUCUUACGACUUCAGUGAAUUUGCACAGAACUAUGGGUUUGAACACAUUACAAGUUCUCCCCACUACCCUCAGUCAAACGACAAGGUAGAAUACGCAGUCACAACUGCAAAGCCAAUCAUGGAAAAGUCUAUUGAGGAUGAGCGAGAUCCCUAUUUGGCACUUCUGAAUUUGAGAAACACACCAAUUGAAGGCCCAGAUUGUUCUCCAGCUGCGCUUGUAAUCAAUAUGAGAACGAAGACUCAAUUAUCAAUGUCAGCAUCGUUGUUGGAACCUAUGGUACCUAAUAAUAUCAAUGAAAAACAAACUCAUCACAAAGCAAAACAGUCAUUCUACUAUGACCGUAACACCAAAAAACUCGCUUCUCUGAAAGCAGGCGAUUCUGUUUUUAUUUGA